UGCCCUUCUCUCCUCUUUCCUAGGCCAUCCGAAUACGCCUCUACAGAUCACCUUGCUGUGCCUGUCGCUGGGCUACUUCUUCUUUGACUUCGGCUGGUGCGUCUAUUACAAUAGUGAGGAUGAACUGAUGAUCUAUCACCACAUUCUGUGCAUCAGCGGCAUGGGUGGCGUGCUGGUCAUGGGUGUCUCGGGCAGCGAGAUCAACGCUCUCAUCUUUGUGGCCGAGAUCACCAACCCGCUGCUCCAGAUCCGCUGGUUCCUCCGGGACAUGGGCCACUACGAGGGCAUGGCUGGAGAAGUGGUGGACACCCUCUUUGUGCUCCUCUUCCUGGGGCUGCGCAUCGGCGGCGGCGUCUGGAUUGUGCUUGCGGUCCUGACUUCCGCCAAGCCAAACUGGGAGGUCAAGGCCGGCGUUCUACUCAUGUACUUUGUGUCUAUUGUAUUCGCAUGGGACAUCGUCAAGUUUGUCAAGAGGAAAAUGAUGAAGAAAUACGAAGCCUGCAGGAAGGAAAGGACUGAGCGGGAGCGUUCCAAGAGUAACGGGCAUGUGCUGGGACACCAAACCAACCAUGAUACCCAACCGACCAAUGGAGUCCUCUGAGAUUCUUCCAGAGAAGAGGCAUCAUUGGGACUUGGCCACUUGGUUUGGCCAAGGGGUGGGAAUUCCUCUUGAGGAAAACCUACCAAAGGGCCUACCAGAACAUAUGAAUGCAAGAAGGAGAUUUCAGGGGGAAACCAAGCUGUCCAUAAACCCAACAGAAGAAGGGUUGGACAUGGCAGAUCAUGUUGAGCAGGUCCAUUCAGUAUGUUUGGAGGCAAGGAUUCACUCUAGGAACCAAGCAAGGACCAGAUGAAGGUGUGGCCCAGACCAGAAAGUCAUUUCAGGUGAUUCCUGUAGCAGAGAAAAACUUCUUCUCUGUUUGCUCGAUGAGGAAAUACAGUUCCUUGUAUUUAUGCCAGACCAGUCCUGAGGUCUAGAAUCAGCCAUCCACAAAUGUUAGGUCACUGCUUCUUAUACUGUGGGCCCUGCUCCUAAAUGGGACCCCCUAAGCUUAAGGUUGGGGGUCACGAAACAUUUGGCAAUAGUAAAAAAUUUCUGAACACCACCUAGAUAUUUGCACGAAUCUCUUAGCAACAAUAUGCAGUGUUUACAGUGAACUCUGCAGAAAAUGCUUCAGCUGUACUUCAUAAAAAGGGAAAUCAGCCUGUUUAGCAAGCCUUACAAAUGCUGAUUUGUUAUCAAUAAAUGUUUGAUUUUAUACCUAUUUUAUAUACCGUAUAUACUCGAGUUGGGGCCCCUGGUGGUACAGUGUGUUAAAGCGCUGAGCUGCUGAACUUGCGGACCAAAAGAUCCCAGGUUCAAAUCCGGGGAGCGGAAUGGGCGUCCGUUGUUAGCCCCAGCUCCUGCCAACCUAGCAGUUCGAAAACAUGCAAAUGUGAGUAGAUCAAUGGGUACCGCUCCGGCGGGAAGGUAACAGCGCUCCAUGUAGUCAUGCCUAUGGCCACAUGACCUUGGAGGUGUCUACGGACAACGCCGGCUCUUCGGCUUAGAAAUGGAGAUGAGCACCAAUGCCCAGAGUCGGUCACGACUGGACUUAACGUCAGGGGAAACCUUUACCUUUUUUACCUAUAUACUCGAGUACAAGCCGACCCGAAUAUAAGCCGAGGCACCUAAUUUUACCACAAAAACUGGGAAAACUUAUUGACUCGAGUAUAAGAUGAGGGUGGGAAAUGCAGCAGCUACGGAUCAAAUUUAAAAAUAAAAGUAGAUAUUAAUAAAAUUGCAUUAUUUGAGGCAUCAGUAGGUUAAAUGUUUUUGAAUAUUUAUAUAAAACUGUAAUUUAAGAUAAUAAUAAGACUUUAUUAAGAUAAGACUGUCCAACUCUGAAUACCUAUAUACUCAAGAAUAAGCCGACCUGAAUAGAAGCCGGCCAGGACCCUCACUCGAGUAUAAGCCGAGGGGAGCUUUUUCAGCCCUAAAAAAGGGCUGAAAAACUAGGCUUAUACUCGAGUAUAUACAGUACGUUGCUUAAGUCUCAUUGACUGAUCAUCUGCGCAGGGUUCCAUACUUCUCACUUUAACAACACAACCGUUCAAUGCUAAGGCUUCCUGCCAAAUGGAACUGCAGAGGAGAGUCUACUGAAUAAGCCAGUACCUCUUGAGGAGUUACGAAGGUGGAGGCAUUAUUUUUCAUUCAACCCUCAUAUAUUGGUCUGGAUGUAUCUUGGCAGUAUUUUGAGGGCAUUUGGGGAAAAUUGUUCACCUGGAAAAAAAAUGGAGAGUGGCUGAAAUUGCUUGGGGCCUCAUGUGGUGCAUGGGACCUUCUUUCCUCAACUUUGCAAAACAGACAGGGCAGGUUUAUGCAUAUGAUGCACAUCCAAGUAAAGCAGGUGUGGGCACAACUAAGGGACCCACAAGGAGUUGAAAAGGUCGAAGGCUCAGCUGUUCCUCGGUGCAGGGAGUUCAAAGAGGCAGGCUAGAUCGGGAGGAAGUUGACUCAGAGAAUACUUUCCAAGUGCAUCACGAUGACUCCAUAUCUUCCUUUACCUUUUGGAAUGGAAAAGCCAGGAUCUUCUGACUAUGUCUUCUGACACUUGUACCCAUCAUGUUGUGUCAUGUUAUCAAUCUUUUCCAUAUGGAGAGAGGGAAAUAAUGACAGGCUCCUUUCUGCUUAUGACGCUGACUACGUACCUGUGUUUAUACUUUCUCGGCAUGUGAGUCCUGAUUUAGCAUGCAGGCCUCCUGCCAUCUCCCAAUCCUCUGGCUUAAAAAUCUCUAAAGAGGAAAGGUUAAAAGUUUAAGCUAAGAGCAUUAUACAUGCUCUCUACCUGUUAAACCACACCUGCCUCCAGAGCCUGACCAAAAAGAAGGGAGAAUUAGUCAAAAACUUAAUUCCAGAUUGACAUUACUUUUAAGCCUGCCACCUUUCGUGCGACUAAAGUGUGACUAUGUCUUUGCAACCCAAAUACGUCUUACAUCCCACACAAUUGUAUAGCCUGUGGGAAAGAAACUAAGCUGGGAACUUCCUCAUCAAGUUCCUAGUUUCACUUAUAUCUUUGGACGUUACCUGGACAUUGCAACACAAUACAGUAGAGUCUCACUUAUCCAAACCUCGCUUAUCCAAGUUUCUGGAUUAUCCAAGCCAUUUUUGUAGUCAAUGUUUUCAAUAUAUCAUGAUAUUUUGGUGCUAAAUUCAUAAAUACAGUAAUUACAACAUAACAUUACUGCAUAUUGAACUGCUUUUUCUGUCAAAUUUGUUGUAAAGCAUGAUGUUUUGGUGCUUAAUUUGUAAAAUCAUAACCUAAUUUGAUGUUUAAUAGGCUUUUCCUUAAUCCUUCCUUAUUAUCCAAGAUAUUCGCUUAUCCAAGCUUCUGCCGACUCGUUUAGUUUGGAUAAGUGAGACUCUAUUGUAGUUCUAUUCAGGUGGGGGAGAUCGCCUUUCCUCGCCCUUGGGGAAGAACCAAUUUCACCACCCUGUGCCUUUGAUGAACGGGACCACUCGCAUCAGAAGGAAAUCAGCAUUUCUACAGCCAAUACCCACCCCCUGUCAUUUUUGCAUGAUUGUAUUAAUAUAUGAUAUUUUGUUUCUUUGGGGUCUGGAAUCGCCAGUCCAGCCCUAUUAAUGGGCCAUGCCAUGUUCAUCUCAUAAGACAAUAGCCUUCCUGGGUAAGGCUAAAAAAUGCCCUCAAUCACGUUGUUAUUUUUCCUGUUCAGUAAAAGGAACCCCAUUCACCGACACUUAAUCAUCCCUUGUUCUCAGCCCACUCUGGCCAGUGAGCCAAGCCCCUCUCUGUGACUGGUCAGAAUUAACGGCUUGGUUGCAGCCUAUGCCAGUUUGUGUCUACAAAGGAGUGUGAAACUGUAUUCUGUAUGCUAUCUACUUUGUGAAUGAAUCACUAGCUUGCAUCUUAUCUGCAGAUAAUAAAA
This is a messenger RNA of Anolis carolinensis (green anole), 3927 nucleotides long. Its product is annotated as TLC domain-containing protein 5. Bases 128 to 601 code for a protein of 157 amino acids. The record is from RefSeq and is a predicted model, not a curated record. The transcript has a single exon. NCBI's taxonomy places the organism in Eukaryota, Metazoa, Chordata, Lepidosauria, Squamata, Anolidae. Gene Ontology annotation, cellular component: membrane.